This is a messenger RNA of Trametes versicolor FP-101664 SS1, 1971 nucleotides long. RefSeq names its product HD-domain/PDEase-like protein. Gene Ontology annotation, cellular component: nucleus. Gene Ontology annotation, molecular function: dGTPase activity. Bases 1 to 1971 code for a protein of 656 amino acids. Gene Ontology annotation, biological process: dGTP catabolic process. The record is from RefSeq and is a predicted model, not a curated record. The transcript has 11 exons. NCBI's taxonomy places the organism in Eukaryota, Fungi, Basidiomycota, Agaricomycetes, Polyporales, Polyporaceae.
AUGCUCCUCGACCUCGACCGUUGCUGGACCGACGAGCACGUCGAGGGCUCGACGUCCUUGAGGCGCUUCAAGGACUCUGUGCAUGACUACUUGCCGUUUGGGCCGACUAUAUGCGCGAUUAUCGACACGCCGCAGUUCCAAAGGCUGAGGGACAUCAAACAGCUCGGGACGUCCUACUAUGUGUGGCCGGGCGCGUCCCAUAACCGCUUUGAGCACUGUCUUGGAGUCGCGUACCUCGCGCAGACACUUGCCAUGCACCUGAAGGACUCCCAGCCUUCUCUGGGUAUCACACAACGCGACGUUCAGUGCGUGACUAUCGCCGGUUUGUGCCAUGACCUCGGACACGGGCCCUGGAGCCAUGUAUGGGACAGCAUGUUCAUCCCCUCUAUCCUCCCGGAGAAGAAGUGGUGCCACGAAGACGCGUCGAACAUGAUGUUCGACGCGCUUUUGGUGGAGAAUGAGCUCGACCUAUCUCCUGACGACGCGGCGUUCGUGAAGGCGCUCAUUAUGGGUGACACGAGCAUGUGCACGCAGGAAGAGAAGCCGUACCUAUUCCAGAUCGUGGCGAACAAGCGGAAUGGACUCGAUGUCGACAAGUUCGAUUACAUCGCCCGGGACUCGCAAGCCAUUGACAACAAGAGCAACCUUUCACUGACAAGGCUCAUAUACUCGUCACGAGUGAUUGAUAAUGAGAUUUGCUACGACAUCAAGGACGCAAACCAGAUAUUCGAGCUCUGCCACACGCGCAUGUCCCUGCACAAGCGCAUCUACACGCACAAGACCGCGAAGGCGAUCGAGUACAUGAUUGUGGAUGGCCUCACGAAGGCGGAGCCUGUCAUGCACAUCGCGAAGCGGCUCGAGAACCCGAGGGAGUAUCUAUACCUCACGGAUCAUAUCAUGACCGAGAUUGAGGCAUCGAAGGACCCGCGCCUUGCUGAAGCUCAGGCGAUUUUCCACCGCAUUCGCGUCCGCGAUUUGUACAAGUCUGUGGACUUCAAGGUGUUUCCGUGGCACUGCAAGAAGUCACUCGCGGACACGUUCACGCCCGACUCCGUCGUAGCUGCGUUCAAGAAGUUGUACGGGCAGCGCGGGGAGCUCAAGCAUGAGUCGUCCGACAUCAGCGAGCUGGAGCACGUCGAGGAGUAUGCGAACGAGCUGAGCCCGGAUCAUGUCAUCAUCGAAGUUACCGGGCGGCACCAUGGGAUGGGAAACCUCAACCCGCUGGGCUUCGUGAAGUUCUACUCGAAGCACAACCCGAACAAGGGCGUGGAGGCGAACCCCGACGACGUGUCGGUGACGCUGCCAGGCGCAUUUGGGGAGAUCAUGCUGCGUGUGUAUACGCGCGAGCCGCGCUUCUUCGGACUCGUCCAGCUCGGGUUCCGCGAGGUCCUCCGCGGCUUCACAAUCCCGCCCGCGCCGCAGUCUCGUGCGGCCACGGAGGAACUUGAGGACGGAGGGAUCGACAUCCCGCUUGACCUUGGGCCGGACCCUUUGGACAUGCUCACUCCCCCGGCAGAAUCCCCCUCGGCGUCAGCGCCUGCGGACGGUCUGGGGACGAGGCUGGGAAAGAAACAGCUUUCGCGGGCGGCGAGUGCGAAUGUGGCCGGGCUCGGUGCAACGAAGCCGAGAGCGCGGGCAGCGACAGGACGCAGCAAGUCGGCGAUGUUGGACCGGACGUCGAGCGGGCGGGUGACGGACGUGGGUGAGAAUGUGUUCACGAAGGUGCCGCCCACGUAUGGGUCCACGAGUCCGACGCGGAGGGCGAAGGGGCAGAAGAGGGAGCGCGAGAGGGAGGAGGAAAGGUUGACGGAGGAGGCAAGCACGUCGGGAGCGGGUGGGGUGAGCGGGGAGGCAGGAGGAAGCGUGAAGGAGCUGGACUUGGAUCUUGAACUGGAGUUGGAGCUGGACGGGGAGGGUGAGGGCGCAGGAGGGUCCAGAGGGGUUCGAGGGCGGAAGAGGUCCAAGGUUUGA